Zophobas morio is the source of this 444-nucleotide messenger RNA. RefSeq lists its product as uncharacterized. The coding region runs from base 1 to 444 and encodes 147 amino acids. The transcript is spliced from 3 exons. The record is from RefSeq and is a predicted model, not a curated record. NCBI's taxonomy places the organism in Eukaryota, Metazoa, Arthropoda, Insecta, Coleoptera, Tenebrionidae.
AUGAACAGUGAACGUGAACGUGUGAUCGAGUGCAAAGAAACUGGAAUCGUCAAUAAUAAGCAAAAGGGGAUAGCCUGGGAGAAGUUGACAGAAACAUUUAAUGCCAUUUCUGGUACCGUGCCUCGAACGUCCAGGAAUCUAAAAGACAAAUGGACAAAUUUAAAAAAAACCGCAGUUUGCAAUUUUGCCCACGAUAAAAAAUACGCACGAGGCACUGGCGGUGGUCCCUCCAAAGGCCCAACAGAGACGUCAGUAGACGCAACUGUCCGCGAAAUUUUGGGAGACAGAUUGACAGGUUUGCCAGCGGUGUGUGAUAAUGAUGAUGUAGAAAUAACAAACAGAAAUGAAAUUGAGGAUUCAAUUGUCCCAGAGAUUGAAAAUGAAGGUACCUAUACAAAAAAUAUAUACAUACUUGUAAAUUUCAUAAUAACACCUUUUUUGUAG